GUGCAUUUCAGAUCAUAGGAAAAUUAUCUUGGACUAAACGCAGAUUAGAUUCCAUGAAUUUUUCACCAUAUAUCAUACCCUGUUACUAUAUUCGCAAAACAUAGAUAAUACUUUGAGAGAUUUUUAUAAACAAAACAGUUGAGUUAUAUAAAUAGACUUUAUCGCGUAGAGUCGGUUUAUUCAUGCUAUCCGGAAAAUACACCACAUAGUUGUUGAUUACUUCCCGCUUCCUGAAAGUUAGUAAGAUGAAAACAUUCAAUUUUGCAGCCGUUAUAGUGUGUAUCGGGUGGUCAGUUGUAUCAUGCCUGGAUAUCCAGAUAGACAAUGCUGGAGGUGAUAUGGUUAAACAGACAGGACAGACCGUUGAGCUUAUGUGUAAUAUCUUAUACAUUGAUGCAUCUACAGCAGAUAUAGCCGGUAACCCUGUUACUUGGGAGAAAUUGUCCCGUCGAGAUAACCCCUUGUAUACUAUUAUCUCUACUGGUUCAAAUAAAAGAGGUGGUGUACCUGAUCACAUCAGUAUUGACUUUGGUGAUUAUUCAACAUCAGUUCCGAAUACAAGUGGAAUAAAAAACUCACUCAAGAUAUCAGGACUUGAAGCAGGAGACAAUGGAACAUACGCCUGUCUUGCUGGAGAUGUGAAAAUCGAGUAUAAUCUUAUCAUUCCAUCUCCAGUUGAGGCUGUUGUACUUGAUGAUUCUAAGACCAAUGUUACCACUCAACUGCAAACAUUUGAGUACACUGAAGGUGAAACCAGACCUCUCAACUGUACAAGUCAUGGUGGUUCACCAGAUGCAAAGCUGAAAGUCACAUUCGAUGGUGUUGAUAAGACAUCUGAAAUGGUCUCUUAUCAAAAAUGGUACUUGGAAAACCCUGAAAGUGCCUUUGAAGCUGCUAAAGUUGCAGUGAGCCGUGCUGUGAACUAUGAGGCAAAGGGAGAGGAUAACUUGAAGAUCAUCAGAUGCACAGCUAGUGUAGAUGGGUUACCCAACAGUAACAAGUUUGCAGAAGCAAAAAUGCACAUACAAUUUUCUCCUAUGUUUGUAAACUGCUCAGAGAAGGUAGCGGCCAAUAUUGGAGAUGAAAAUGUCAUCUAUGAAUGUGAGACGAGGUGUGACCCAGCCCCUACUAAGGUCUUCUUUAUUACACAGACAAAUGCUGAAAUGAUAGCUGAGAUCGACCAUGAAAAUACAGAAGAAAAUUUCGCUGCCACUUAUAUCAAAAAUGAAGGAGAUUCUUAUACUAUAAGGUUCACUUUCUUAGAGUUGACAGAUGCUGAUCUUGGAUAUCUGUUUCAAGCUUGUGUAAGAAAUACCCGUGGUGCCAAAUGUAUGGAAUUCACACCUACAAAACCUGAUACUGGUUCCAGUAGCUCUGGAAAUUCCAACAGCGUCGGAGAAACGUCAGAUAGGAAUGCUGCAAGUUCCAUGUAUCCGAUGUAUGCCAUAUUGUACACAUUUGUACUCCUGGUAGCCACCUCUCUGUAGAUCAAGCACUUUAUCCACUGCUUCAUGCUGGCUCAAGAUCUGUCUUACAUCAGCAAAAGUAAUUUCAACUCUCCUGGAUGAACAUUCGUUACAAUGUCAACUACUACUUGAACCUAUCUUUUACAAACAUGUGAACACAUUCUGAACUGUAGUAAGAUCAUUUAGAGUCAAACCUAUCUACAAAAUGCAACUCAAACAUUCCCUGAAAUAUUUCAUAUGUUAUUUUAUGAACAUUUAUUCAACAGAUAUUCUGUAGAAAAUUUUUACAUUCCAAUGGAAUAACUUCCAAAAUUGACUUUUCUCAUCCUUAUAGUGAGAAUGUAUGGACCACAGUUUUAUAUUAUCUGAAUCUCCUUUCUCAGCAUUUCUCAGCAUUUACUUUGAAAGAUAUGGAGUCCAAUGAAGACAUCACUCAUAUUUAUAGGUUAAAGACUUUGAAUAUUUCCCAAGAACAAAAAUAAGUUGAUGUAGGCAUUUAGCAGUGGCUCAGCUUCUCUAUACAUUCUAUCAAAGUUACAUUUGAAAAUCUGAUCCUAGUACAUGUAUAAUGCAUUUGAAAGUCAACAAUCAAUAUCAGGGAAGUUAAGAAUUCCAAAAUAAUUUACAUAUACAAUACCA
Messenger RNA from Owenia fusiformis, 2105 nucleotides. The record is from the annotation of a GenBank genome assembly. NCBI's taxonomy places the organism in Eukaryota, Metazoa, Annelida, Polychaeta, Sabellida, Oweniidae.